This is a messenger RNA of Vitis riparia (riverbank grape), 1588 nucleotides long. Its product is annotated as phosphoglycerate kinase, cytosolic. Gene Ontology annotation, biological process: gluconeogenesis; glycolytic process. Lineage: Eukaryota; Viridiplantae; Streptophyta; Magnoliopsida; Vitales; Vitaceae. Gene Ontology annotation, molecular function: ADP binding; phosphoglycerate kinase activity; ATP binding. Gene Ontology annotation, cellular component: cytosol. The record is from RefSeq and is a predicted model, not a curated record. The transcript has 7 exons. The coding region runs from base 127 to 1332 and encodes 401 amino acids.
CUGCGCUUCUGACCUAUAUGUUCUCACCGACUCCCUCAUCAUAUUGUUAGUAUAUUUCCUUGAAAAAUUCCAUUAAUCUCACGCUCGUAAUUCAUCACAAGUCUCACUAAAUUUAGUUGAAGAACAAUGGCAACAAAGAGGAGUGUGGGUGAUCUGAAGGAGGCGGAUUUGAAGGGGAAGAGGGUGUUUGUGAGGGUUGAUCUGAAUGUUCCUUUGGAUGAGAGUCUCAAGAUCACCGAUGACACCAGAGUCCGUGCCGCUGUGCCCACCAUCAAGUACUUGAUGGGUCAUGGCGCUAAAGUCAUCCUCGCCAGCCACCUUGGGCGCCCAAAGGGUGUUACACCUAAGUACAGCUUGAAACCUCUUGUGCCAAGGCUGUCUGAACUUCUUGGAGUUGAGGUUAAAAUGGCAAAUGAUUGUAUUGGUGAGGAAGUCCAGAUAUUGGUAGCUAAAAUACCAGAAGGCGGGGUUCUCCUCCUUGAGAAUGUGAGGUUUUACAAGGAGGAAGAGAAGAAUGACCCUGAAUUUGCCAAGAAGCUAGCUUCACUUGCAGAUCUCUAUGUGAAUGAUGCAUUUGGAACCGCUCACAGAGCCCAUGCAUCUACAGAGGGAGUUGCUAAAUACUUGAAACCUUCUGUUGCCGGCUUCCUUAUGCAGAAGGAACUUGACUACCUUGUUGGAGCUGUGUCAAACCCCAAGAGGCCGUUUGCUGCAAUUGUCGGUGGCUCGAAGGUGUCAUCCAAAAUUGGAGUGAUUGAAUCCUUGUUGGAGAAGGUUGAUGUCCUUCUUUUGGGUGGAGGAAUGAUGUUUACCUUUUACAAGGCCCAAGGUUACGGUGUUGGUUCCUCCCUUGUAGAGGAAGACAAGCUGGAUCUUGCAACUUCACUUCUUGAAAAGGCCAAGUCCAAAGGUGUCUCACUACUUCUCCCCACAGAUGUUGUGAUUGCUGACAAGUUUGCUGCCGAUGCUAACAGCAAGGUUGUCCCUGCAUCCUGUAUUCCAGAUGGUUGGAUGGGGCUGGAUAUCGGACCUGACUCUAUCAAGACUUUUGGCGAAUCUUUGGAUACUACCAAAACCAUCAUUUGGAAUGGACCUAUGGGUGUGUUUGAGUUUGAUAAGUUUGCAUUGGGAACAGAGGCAAUAGCCAAGAAGUUGGCAGACCUAAGUGAGAAGGGGGUGACAACUAUUAUCGGAGGUGGUGAUUCUGUUGCUGCUGUAGAGAAGGUUGGGCUCACUGAUAAGAUGAGCCACAUCUCAACCGGCGGUGGUGCUAGCUUGGAGUUGCUGGAGGGGAAGACAUUGCCUGGAGUCCUUGCACUCGACGAUGCCUGAGCUGGGGUUUGUCUCCAUAUUUCUAGUAAUGCCAUGGUAUGUUUUUUUGCUCCUUGUUUAGGGGUUUUGGAAACCAUAACAAAGAGGUGAUCCUGUAGAGGCUAUGGAUCAAAUUUUGAAUAAGUAGGUGGUUCUCAGCCAUGAAUCCUGGUGUUUUGCCUGGGAACAACGUUAAUUAUCCUACAACAUAAGUUUUCUAACAGUAUGUUUUUGGUUGUGUGCAUUAUUUUUGAGAUGAAGCCCUUGUUGUUCCUAA